CAUCUAUCCGUGUCCCUUCAUCAUCCAUCCCUUGACCCGCGUCGGCAGCCUCUUUUCAAUUGACCUUCACCUUGGCAUACCUGUGAAAAAUAUUUCUAUCUGAUGGUGCGCAGCAGCUAUUGUAGUGCUAGUAGUAGUUGUUGUCAUUCUUCGGGUCCCUUCUAGACACGCACUCCAUAGGUUGGCAUCUGUCCUUACCAUGGCCCAAUCCGACGGUCCAGACGGAGGUCACUCGAGUUUUUCAGACAAGCUGAAGAAUCCUUUUCACGGGCUCAAGGAAAAACUGAAGGACACUCACCUGGAGGAUGCCAGAAUUGCCCUACACCAUCAAAAACACAAGAUUGGGAAACUCGGGAAUCUCUUCAAUCCCCAGCAUCGCCAUGAUGAGGAACAUGAAAAGGCCUGUGACGCGAAGCGUGCCAAGAUCGCCGAGGAACAUCGCUUUAACUCGUUCUUCCCUGAGCACGACAACAACCUAAUCAAAUGGUAUGUCGACGGAAGAGAUUAUUUCUGGGCUGUCUCUGUCGCACUAGAAAAAGCCAAGGAGACCAUUUACAUCGCCGACUGGUGGCUGUCCCCCGAAUUAUUCUUGAGGAGACCGCCGCACUUCAACCAAGAAUGGCGUCUAGACGCUGUCCUCAAACGUCGCGCUGAGGCAGGCGUCAAGAUCUAUGUCAUCGUCUAUCGCGAGGUUGAGGCCGCCCUUACCUGUAACUCUCAGCACACAAAACACGCUCUCCAGAAUCUUUGUCCCGAAGGCUCGCCAGGUCACGGAAACAUCAAGAUCAUGCGCCACCCUGACCAUAAUGUCUUUGAAAACGCUGCAGACAUGACGCUCUAUUGGGCGCACCACGAAAAAUUCAUCGUCAUCGACUAUGAAAUGGCCUUCAUUGGUGGCCUGGACUUGUGCUUUGGUCGUUGGGACAACCAUCAGCACAUACUUUCCGAUGUUCACCCCGAGGGGGUUGCCAACGAGGUCUGGCCUGGCCAAGAUUUCAACAACAAUCGCAUCAUGGAUUUCCAAAACGUCGAUGAUUGGAAGCAAAAUGAGCUCAGCAAAGCCGAGUACGGUCGAAUGCCCUGGCAUGAUGUGUCAAUGGGUGUUAUAGGGCCGUGCGUCUAUGACAUUGCCGAACAUUUCGUUCUUCGAUGGAACUUCGUAAAGCGCGACAAGUACAAGCGUUCAGAAGGGUUCGAUUGGCUCCAGCUACGAGGCCGUGAAGGAGCAGAUGAGGAUCUUGUCGGAGUGCAAAGGCCCAAGUUCCCUGUGGGCGACUACGUCCUCCAUCCCGUGACCCCCCUAGAAACCAAGAAUCUCAACGAUCGGGGGACUGUCCAUGCGCAAAUUGUUAGGUCUAGCGCUGACUGGUCGAGUGGCAUCCUCAGAGACCACAGCAUCCAAAAUGCAUACAAAGAGGUGAUUCGAAACGCUCAGCAUUACGUGUAUAUUGAGAAUCAGUUCUUCAUCACGGCUACAGGUGAUCAACAAUCUCCCGUUCACAAUACGAUUGGAAGCGCAAUCGUGGAAGCGUGCGUCAGAGCCGGGAAGGAGGGCCGUAAAUUCCGCGUCAUUAUCAUUAUUCCUGCGAUCCCUGGAUUUGCUGGCGACUUGCGUGAUGAUGCGGCAAUCGGAACACGCGCUAUUAUGGACUAUCAGUACAAGUCGCUCUGUCGUGGGGAGCACUCCAUCUUUGAGCAGAUCCGCGCACAAGGCGUUGAUCCGACGAACCACAUCUUUGUGUUCAAUCUGCGAACCUACGAUCGUCUCAACAAGAAUCCUGCCAUCCGCGAGCGAGAGGAAAAGUCCGGUGUCAAAUAUCAGCAGGUGCAACGGGCCCAGGCUGAGGAGAUGAUGGGCUCCGGCAUCCACGACUCCGGUAUCCACGAAAAAUUGAGCAGGGCUGAAGAGAUGAGGGAAUCGAAAGAGAGGACGGACAGCUCACAAGCAAAACAACGAUAUGAAGAGGUGAGGCGAAGUGGCGAAGAUAUAACAUCAACAUUCAGCGUGGCGCACCAUGCCAUGGCUGGAACAGGGAAGCUUUCGGAUGAGCCGUGGGACGGUGAUCCGGAACAAGAGGUUCAUAACUGGAUACAGGAGGAACUCUACGUUCACGCCAAGCUCCUCAUUGUGGACGAUCGCAUAGUGAUAUGCGGAUCAAGCAACUUGAACGACCGCAGCCAGGAGGGCCACCACGACAGUGAGCUUUCUAUCGUCAUGGAGGAUACCGACAUGAUCCAAAGCACAAUGGACGGCCAGCCAUUCCAAGCCGGCAGGCAUGCUGCGACUUUGCGACGCUACCUCUGGCGGGAGCACCUAGGAUUAUUACCGCCACAGGACCAUGACGCCAGUAAUGAUCCCAAUGCCCAGCCGCCGGGCGAAGACUCGCCAAACGAUAUAUGGGAUCGGGACGAGAGCUACAAAUUUGUCGAAGACCCCAUGAGCGACGAGUUGUGGGAGCAGUGGACUACAAACGCCACGACGAACACUAUGACGUUCAGGCAUUUGUUCCACGCGGAUCCCGAUGACUAUGUGAAAACGUUCGAUGACUACAACCUCUAUCUGCCCCCAAAGGGCGUCAAACCGGGCCAUAUCUUCGAUAGAUUCAUCCCGGCGAAGGAUAUCCGCGAGAAGCUCGACCAGAUCAAGGGCCAUCUCGUGUGGAUGCCCCUCGAUUACUUGAAGGACGCGAAUAUGGCUGAGACCGGGCUGCAGGUCAACUCAUGGACUGAGAGUGUAUAUACUUGAGGAGGAAGAAGAAAUGUCGAUAAUGCACCGGCCACACGCGGAGAUGUGAUGAUAAGGCCUAUGAGUGGAUGACCGAUUGGCGUUGCUGGGGCC
Xylaria bambusicola is the source of this 2839-nucleotide messenger RNA. Its product is annotated as phospholipase D/nuclease. The record is from RefSeq and is a predicted model, not a curated record. Gene Ontology annotation, biological process: intracellular signal transduction; cell motility; phosphatidic acid biosynthetic process. Lineage: Eukaryota; Fungi; Ascomycota; Sordariomycetes; Xylariales; Xylariaceae. The transcript is spliced from 7 exons. Gene Ontology annotation, molecular function: D-type glycerophospholipase activity. Bases 200 to 2746 code for a protein of 848 amino acids.